GCAUUAGUUAGUCUUUGAUUGAAAUUGAACUGACGUUGGUUUGAUUUUGAUCAAUGUAAUAAAUAUUGCUUAAAACUUAUACAAAUAUUGAAGUUAUUGUAUAAAUAAAUAAAUUACAUUAUGUCUGAGCAAACCAAUAAUAAGAAGCGAAAGUACUCAAAUGCGAAUGGCGACGAAAUUUCAGAAAUCGCGAAGAAGACUGUACAUAUUCAAUGUCCUUAUUUGGAUACAAUUAACAGACAUGUAUUAGACUUUGAUUUUGAAAAACUGUGUUCUGUAUCACUGACAAGAAUUAAUGUUUACGCUUGUCUUGUUUGUGGAAAGUAUUUUCAGGGUAGAGGAACCAAUACUCACGCCUACACCCACUCAGUAGCUGAUGGCCAUCAUGUUUUCCUUAAUCUUCACACCUUGAAGUUCUACUGUCUGCCAGAUAACUAUGAAGUUAUAGAUUCAUCAUUAAAUGACAUUAAAUAUGUGCUCAACCCUAUUUUUACUCCUGAACAAAUUAAACAACUGGACUGCAACACUAAGAUGUCAAGAGCCAUUGAUGGCACUAUGUAUAUGCCAGGCAUUGUGGGCCUUAAUAACAUCAAAGCUAAUGAUUAUUGCAAUGUUAUAUUACAGUGUCUUUCUCAAGUACGACCGCUUCGUAAUUAUUUCUUGCGUGAAGAAAAUUAUGCAAAUGUAAAAAGGCCACCGGGUGAUUCUUCAUUCUUAUUGGUGCAACGUUUCGGAGAGCUGUUAAGGAAGCUGUGGAACCCUCGAGCUUUCAAAGCGCAUGUAUCGCCACAUGAAAUGCUACAAGCAGUUGUACUUUGGUCUAAGAAAAGAUUUCAAUUUAUAAAACAAAGUGAUCCAAUCGAUUUUAUGUCAUGGUUCCUUAAUUCACUUCAUUUAGCUCUUAAUGGUACGAAAAAACCUAACAGUUCAAUAAUAUAUAAAUCUUUCCUCGGCCACAUGAGAAUAUAUACAAGGAAGCUGCCACCUCCAGAUGCCGAUGAUGCGGCAAAAGUAGAUCUCACCAGUGAAGAGUAUGCUGAGAUGAUAACUGAAUCACCAUUCUUGUACUUGACUUGUGACUUACCUCCUACACCGCUGUUUACUGAUGAGUUUCGAGAAAACAUCAUCCCUCAGGUAAAUUUAUACCAACUGCUGUCAAAGUUCAGUGGUCAAACAUCAAAGGAAUACAAAACAUAUAAAGAGAAUUUCUUAAAGCGAUUUGAAAUUACACAAUUGCCGCCUUACCUCAUAUUGUACAUAAAAAGAUUCACGAAAAACACAUUCUUUGUCGAGAAAAAUCCGACUGUAGUUAAUUUUCCAGUAAAAAAUGUAGAUUUUGGAGAUAUCUUAACACCGGAAAUUAAAGCAAAGCAUAAUGGGAAAACAAUGUAUGAACUGGUAGGGAAUAUUGUCCAUGAUGGAUCUCCAGAGAAGGGUACAUACCGCGCCCAUGUUUUGCACACGCCGACACAGCAAUGGUAUGAAAUGCAAGAUCUGCAUGUAACAAGCAUAUUGCCACAGAUGAUAACAUUAACAGAAGCAUACAUUCAAAUAUAUGAAUUAAAGCAGGACUGAAUUAAUAAAAAAAAAUAAUUAAUUAUAAUCAUUUAUUUCUUGAAUAUACAAAUUCCGAUGCUAUGACAACUUGCUUUAAGAUGUUUAUACUUAUUCAAUAUUACGAUAUUUAUUACAGUAUCAUAAAUAAAUGAAAUGUAUAUAAUUAAAAUGGUCAUUUGACAUAUUAUGUAAAUGAUCAGUACAUACAAAUGAAUUUUGUAAUACAAAUAGUACAGCUUAAAACAUUUCAUAAGUUUAUAUUUUCGUAAGCUAAUGUUUAAGGUUAUAAACUAAAAAGCAUGUGUCACAUAAGCAUAAAUGCGUUGUAUCACAUAGUUCAGAUAUUUUUAAUGUAUUUUAAAUAAAUGGACAACCAUUAUUAAGAUUC
Molecule: messenger RNA, 1945 nt
Organism: Papilio polytes (common Mormon)
Lineage: Eukaryota; Metazoa; Arthropoda; Insecta; Lepidoptera; Papilionidae
Gene: Usp39
Product: U4/U6.U5 tri-snRNP-associated protein 2
Exons: 10
Coding region: 121-1575 (484 amino acids)
Biological process (GO): spliceosomal complex assembly; mRNA processing; protein deubiquitination
Molecular function (GO): cysteine-type deubiquitinase activity; zinc ion binding
Source: RefSeq, a predicted model, not a curated record